This is a messenger RNA of Drosophila eugracilis, 1715 nucleotides long. It is a transcript of the gene tsl, whose product is annotated as torso-like protein. The transcript has 3 exons. Lineage: Eukaryota; Metazoa; Arthropoda; Insecta; Diptera; Drosophilidae. The coding region runs from base 417 to 1478 and encodes 353 amino acids. The record is from RefSeq and is a predicted model, not a curated record.
UGCUGUUUGGUUGUUGAAAUCCGCGCCAACGUAAUAUGAUCCCGAGAUCUGAAUGAUCUAUAUAUAGGAUUCGUUGCUUAUCACUUGAGGGGUGCCAACUGAAACGUGCCGCCGACCCCUGACCCACAAACCAUAAAACUCAACAACUGAGCUCUCUCGGACACUCGGUUUUGAACGAUGCCAAAGCCUUGUGCAAUGGCCCCCGGUAUCAGAGCGAUAAGGCUAACCAGUGUUAAGCCACUCUAGAGCUGCCGCCUAGUCUCAACAUUUCGCAUAUUUACUCGAAUAUAUAUACUCGUAGAAUUAGUAUCUUACGGCCUGAGCUUCUGCCCAAAAAGUCGCUUUUGGUUGAUGGUUACGUCAAUUCCAAAACCGCGUUCGAGUUCUCGUGCAGUUCAUACCUUGAAUGCUGAGCGAUGAGGUCGUGGCCUGGCCUUUUCUGGCUGCUGACCCUGGCGCUCCUGGCGGAUGGAGGUCGUCGCGAGUCCCAGCUUCGGAUUGGCAAGGCCAUCAAUAUCUUCUUGCGUUAUGGUUAUCUGACCAUUUCCAUGCGGGUGAUACCGCUUAAUGAGAACGUGGAACCAGAACGAUGGAUGUUUAAGGAGCCCACCAAAAAUAUCUACAGGAACUUAAGUGGACUGGCAGAGAGCCAUGAGGACACAACGCCUGGCAUCUUUCAUGGAGACUUCCACUUGGAGUUCUGCGAAAAUCGGAAGCAAUUGUUCCAGGCCUACUUCCGGGAUUUUUCUAUUGAGCGAAUGGACAAACCAUGGGAGGCCUUUUCAGGCGGAUGGUUUCCAGAUAAUGCAGCCAAAAAGCUUGGGAUUAAUACGUCCUAUAUCCAAGGAGACUACUCGUAUGUCUUGGUGAGGGUGGUGCGCUUCAGGGAAACUGGUCGUUUGAAGGCUGAGAUCCCAGUGCAUCAACAAUUGGAACCGGAUGUUAGAUCAAAAAUAGACCAACUGCAAAUCGGAAAUAUAACUUCCGCCGUUCGAUUUAUGGAAGAAGUGGGCACUCACUAUGUAAAUUCAUACACCACAGGGAAUUCACUGUAUCAGGUGUUUGUGUACAGCCGGAAGAACUACAGUAUGAUCAAGGAGCGAAUCAAGAGCAAAGGUCUGAAUGGGCUGUCUAAGUUGGAUCUUUAUAACUACUUUGCGCCCUGGUUUGCCGCACAUCUCGGCCAGAUACGAUCGGCUAGUGCCAACGCCACAGUAGAGCGCUGGGCAAGAAGGAAACUGCAAUACGAGUACUAUGUGGUCAAGUAUGUGACCCUUCUCAAGUUGCACGGGAAUAGUACUCUGUUGCGAUCACUGGACUCGCUGCUGGGCAACGAUGCUAUCCUGCAGUUGGACCUUAAGUCGCUGAGAUCGAUCUUCCGGGAUGAACCGGAAAAGGAGCGCUGGUAUCAUGAGGUUCUCGACAACAAUAUGAAGCUCUGGGAGCUCAACAUGCCUCAGAGCCAUCCCAGCCGAUAGCCGCUUUUACAAUUGCAUACUGUGCGAUAUAUCUGGCAGCCAAGGAUCAAAUAGUUCCUAGAUGCAUAGUUGUAGUUAGGACCUCUAGUGCGUAGUUAAGGUUCUGCCUGUGAUAGUUUUAGGUAGUUUAAUUGGACCGCAGUACAUAUCUGACUUGCAUUUCAGCUGAUUAGACCAUAAGAUCGCCUUAUUGAUGUAAUAGUUUUUUAUACUAUAAUAAUAAUGAUAAAAGUUGAA